This is a messenger RNA of Ostertagia ostertagi, 699 nucleotides long. NCBI's taxonomy places the organism in Eukaryota, Metazoa, Nematoda, Chromadorea, Rhabditida, Trichostrongylidae. The record is from the annotation of a GenBank genome assembly.
GCACAGAACCCUUCGGAAGUGCUCACACCUUGUUCAGCAGAGGAGGAGGAGGAAGAUCCAGGAUCCAACCGUGACGUUAUCAGUUUUGAGUGUGAGGAGCCGACAGAGGAGCAGGUGGCCAACGCAAUGCGCCAUUCCAGUACGAGCUGCAGUGAAGCUUCACCCAUGGAAGAGAAUGGAGCUGGUGUAAGUGAGGAGCAUAACGAAGAGCGGAACACCGGCGAAUGUACCAAAGAUGCAGAGCUUGACGACACCGGUCUUUGUCCUAAAUGCGGUUCAAGCGAAGAUCCUCAAUUCAUACAUUACAAGAAAAUAGUGAAGCCGAUCGAUUCCAAUUAUGGUGCAUUCAUUUGGCGCUAUUGCUGUGCUCGAAAGGAAUGUGCAGAAUUCUUUGGUGAUUACUACGCUUAUGACAAAGUUACUAAUUCUUUCGUGACAGUUCCUGAAGAGUCUGCUGUUCCGGAGGAAACGGAGAUCAAAAGUGAGCCAAAGCCAAGUGAACUACAGCCAAAUGAGUCACAAUCAGUUUCCAUAGCGGAAGAAAUCACUGAACAAACGCCAUCCGUGCCACCAUGUGAAGGGAAAUGUGCUGAUGAACAUUCCGUAGCUGAUGUCAAGGAGACGCCAAGUACGCCAGUCGUUCACAGAAGCAGCAGAAGGCAAAAGCAAACUAGUCGGAAGAGAACGGCCACACUUAAA